Ictalurus punctatus (channel catfish) is the source of this 2726-nucleotide messenger RNA. It is a transcript of the gene kbtbd13a, whose product is annotated as kelch repeat and BTB domain containing 13a. The coding region runs from base 116 to 1615 and encodes 499 amino acids. The transcript has a single exon. Gene Ontology annotation, molecular function: protein binding. The record is from RefSeq and is a predicted model, not a curated record. Lineage: Eukaryota; Metazoa; Chordata; Actinopteri; Siluriformes; Ictaluridae.
CAGUGUUUACUCAGUCGGCUGUGGAGCAAGCUAGUUAGUUCUGUCACUGCAAUGGAGUACAAUAUGAUCUGAACCUCAGUGCCAUCGGAAGUUUAGAUGAAAAUCACUGGCUGUGAUGAUGGAGCCCAGCAGCUGUGCUGGCUCAGAGUUAGAACCUGCUCAGACAGUUUGUCGAGUUCAAGUCUCUGAAAACGCAGCAGUGAGAGUGAGGCUAGCUGGCAAUGUGUUCACAGUAGAGAAAACCCUCCUGGAAGACAACUGCGAAUACUUCCGGGCGCUUUACCAAUCAGGAAUGAAGGAAUGCCAGCAGGAGGAAAUUUGCCUUCAGGUAGUGCGUGCCCGUGGCUUUCUUCUGGCUCUUCAGGUGAUUCAUGGCGAGAGGCCUAUCCUUGAUAGUGAUGAAAUUGUUGAGGCUGUAGAGUGUGCUGCUUUUCUUCAGGUGAAGCUUCUUGUUAAACAUCUUGUAAACAUAAUUAAUUCUGAUAACUGUCUCCUCAUUUAUCAUUCAGCUGCCACUUAUGGUUUAUGGGAACUGUUCAAAAGUGCAGCUUUGUUCAUUUGUGAUAUGUACCAAGACCUCAAGGAGGAUAUAGAGUGUUUGCCAAAGGAACUCACUGAUUACAUUGAAUCUCUUAUUCCUAGUACAUAUGCUACCAUCGGGGCCCACUCACCCACCAUUAAGCUACUGCAGGACUUUAUGAGGACAGUGUGUUACCUUGAUGAGGAUAAGAAUGACUGGAAAGUUCUCACUCACCUACCACUUAACACUAGCACCACCAUGGCUGGGGUUACAGUCCUUGAUAACAAGAUCUUCAUUGUCGGUGGUGUGUAUGACAUAAGCAAUAAAGUUGUAGACUCUGGCUUCUGCUACGAUGUGGCCUCAGAUAAAUGGACGACAUUUUCAAGCCCACAACAGCUCCGGUAUAAUUGUACCUUGGUGGGACAUGAAGGCUCUCUUUAUGUGCUUGGUGGAGAGUUUGAAAGAUCCACCAUGUCAUCUGUAGAAAAUUAUAAUGUGUCCACAGACACAUGGAGAUUUGCUGCUCAUCUUCCAAGACCUGCAUCUGCUGUAGCUUGUACUAAGACUAUGGGUAGGAUAUUCAUUUGUCUGUGGAAACCAAAAGACACCACUGAGAUCUACGAAUAUGUAGUAGACAGGGAUGAGUGGAGUCUAGUGACCACACUGAUAAGACAUCAAAGUUAUGGGCAUUGUAUGGUGGCACACAGGGACAAUUUGUAUGUGAUGAGGAAUGGGCCAUGCGAUGACUUCUUGAGAUGUAUGAUGGACUGUUAUAACCUAACCUCAGGUCAGUGGACAGCCAUGCCAGGACAAUAUGAGAACAGCAAAGGAGCUUUAUUCACAGCAGUUGUGAGAGGUGAUUCUGUUUUUACGGUGAACCGCAGGGCGACAGUGGAGUAUACCAUAGAGGACAACAAAUGGAGGAUAAAAAAAGAGAUGACAGGAUUUCCAAGAAUUGGCUCCAUGUGGACUUUUCUCCUGAGACUGCCAAAGAAAACCAAAGAGCCACUGGGAAUGGACGAUUUGACAAAUGGCCAAGUUUUUACUGCGUCCUCUCACGUCCUUCCAAACUCUUCUGUAGAAUGCUAUUAUUGACCACACUGUAACCAUUUCAUCAGACUGUACACUUUAGAUAAGUAAUCUAUUUUUUUCAAAUAAUAGACUUUCUUUUUUUUCAUAUGCCCUGGUUUAACCAAGGCCUGGUGCUUCCACAAUAUGACUAAAAUGAAUUAUGUCUCCAUGUACUUGAUAUUUGUGUAACUGUCUGUGUGGAGUUUUGCAUGUGCUCCCCAUGCCCUUGUGGUUUUCCUCCGGGUUCUCUGGUUCCUUCCCAUCUCCCAAAAUAUGCCGGUAGGUGGUUUGGCUACACUAGAUUGUCCCUGGAUGUGAAUGAGUGUGCGAAUAUGUGUUGUAUUGUGCCCUGUGGUGGACAGGCACCCCAUCCAGGAUAUAUUCCUGCAUUGUGCCUGGCGUUCCCAGGAUAGGCUCCAGAUCCAGGAUAAAGUGAUUACUGAAGAUGAAAGAAUGACAAUGAAUGAAUAAAGCAUUUACAGAUUUAAAUUCAUAUCAAAUGUAUUGUAAUCUCUAAAUGGACAAAUGACAGUAUGACUGAGACUAAAUGGAGACUUUUUUGAUUUGACUACCAAAAGUUAAGUAGUGUACAUAAUGCUGCUCUCCACACAAGUUUUGUUUCUAGGGCUACAAAUGAGCAUCAACAAAACAUCAUUACACAAAUAUAAUUCUGCAAGAUUCUGGCCGCUAGUUUGUCUGUGCCAGAGGAAUAGUGAGAUGAACACUGAACUCCCCCAUGUGAAAGGAGUUCCUUUUGACUUAUAUUUAAAUUAUACAGUACUAAAAGAGAAAAACCCCACAGUUCUUUUUUAUUUGUGCUACAUGCUAAAGAGUCAACUAUGGCUAAAGAAUCAUGUAGAAAAUAAUUAAUACAUUUCAUUGACUAUUAGUCCAUCAACAUAGCAAAUAUCUUUUCCAUUCCCAGAGACUGUUAUUAAUCUAAACAAGUCCAUAAGGACAAAAUGUUCCUUCUUUCUUUCUCUGAAGAAAUAUUGCAAACAACUUGACAAAUGAGGGAGCUGGUUAAACAUUCUGAUAGCUCACAUUUUCUUCAAGAUUCCGUUGGACGCAGGAAAUUAGAAGCAGAAACACUGAUCAUUGUUUCAUUUUUUUAUUCAUACAAUGUCAGCCAAGU